CACAAUUAAACAGCCCUCCAGUUUUCAGGUCGACAACAACAAAGCAACAACUGAAGCCUCUGCUCUGCCCGGACGUCCCUGGCUACAAUGGCUCUGUGAAUUCUCAACGUGUUUGGACCGACUAACAAGUCGUGCUUUGCUUUUGCAACGCACCUUAAGUGCCCUACAGUUUUCCGCAAGAAUGGAGUUUCACUAUGCCUGCCGCAUCCUGCUCUCUGUGGCCCAUCUGUCAGACCCCGCUCACCUCCACCACUACAACCUCGAUCUUGGACUGAACCAGACCAAUCACCAUGAUGGCAACCUCGGCUCCUGUUUGGAAGAGUCUGCGUGUGUGCCUGGCAGACCCCCUCGCUCUCUCUCACCCACAGGCUAACCUCAGCCAAUCACAGGGGUGCAGGGGGGAGGUGUCAGAGGAGACGCAGCACUUAAUUGGUGAUGGUCUUACGGACUGGAUGACAGAAGAAGUGGAUUUCUCCUCGUACCUCCCACACCCUCCUUCCCCUCCCUCCUCCACCAAUGCCUCCCUACCCCCCUCACCCCUUCACAAUGAUAUUCAGGUGCCCUCGGACUUGGAGGUCAUGACCUCUCUGCUGCAAGAAGAGCUCGCCCAGCUGGAGGACUACUUCCUGUCCGAACCACUGCCAGAAAAGGGGCCACGACUGGGAAAAUGUGACAAAGGUCCGGUGCCGGCGGGUCCACAGGCGUUCAGUCAACUGCCAUACGCAUCAUAUCCAACGUCCAACCAACCGGAGACCAGCCCACUACUUGUUACCCUGGCAACUGGUGAACUGGACCUGCUGAGCAUCUGUGGUGGGCCCCUCGGGCGAUCCAAAAUACCAAGACACGCCCCGUAUAGCUGCAGUCGCCCCACUGGAAGUGGGAGAAAGCGAGUGGACGGGCUGCGGUUCAGUGACGGCUACGACACAAGUCUGUUAAGUUCCAAAGGCAGUAACUCAGGGAGCUCCGCGCUCACUUUGACAGGAAGUUACAGCUGUGCGGACGACGAACAACUGCUGGGGAAAAGCUACUGUCUGGGCAGCGCCGUUGAGGUCAGGCGAUGUCAGGUCCUACCAAAAGAAGAAAAAAACUGCUGCUUCAGCCAAGAUAUUUUAGGAACGGCAAAGAUCGUCAGUGGUGGAUUUGGUUUUGGUGGACCAAUUGAAGUCCCCCACAAAAAAGAAGAUCUGCUGAUGUACAGCAUGAGAGAGGUGAGCGGAGGAACCGGCAGCAGCGAGGUGCUGAACACCAUCAAGACGAGUGUGGAAGUGACCAAAGCCACAGUGUCAUGGAAGAGUGAAGGCAGUGAGUGUUACCUCCCCACAACUCAGUCUGAGGCCUAUCACAGCUUUUUAGGCAACAUCAACGAGCAGGUCAAAGCCGAGAGCUUACAAAUGGGCCAGCAUGAUCUGCACUGCGGCUUCCUUGAAGAGCAGAGCUCAGAGUGCUUUCUAAUGUCCAGGGAGAGUGUGAACCUGGAGUCGUCAGGGCACAGACAGGCGUGCAGGCUGAAGGAGGACCACUGUCCGGUCAAAUAUGAGGUGGACAUCAUCCCAGUGGAAGGUGGGGAGCGCAAACAGAAAAAACGUGACCAGAACAAAACCGCUGCACACAGAUACCGGCAGAGAAAGAGAGCAGAGCUGGAUUCACUGGAGGAGCAGCUACACUGUUUGGAGGGGAGGAAUCGUGAGCUGCGGGACAAGGCUGAAUCUGUGGAGCGAGAGAUCCAGUACGUCAAAGACCUGCUCAUCGAAGUUUACAAGGCCCGCAGUCAGAGGCUCAAACAGGACACUACCGCCUAAUGUGAAAAAGAGGAGCUGGAAUUUCAGUUUUUAUGAUUGUUCAGAUAUGAAUGUUCAUUUUUCCUGAUGGGUGGGGUAACUGCAUGCUUUACUAAUAUUUGUUUUGUUUUUUUUAAAACAAGUCUAUCCAAUGCUUCCAUCGCAAUUGUACUCUUCAGAUUUAAUCCCUUCAGUCUGCACUGUGGCAUUGAAAUGCUUGAAAUGACAAUCAUUUAAAAUAGAUCUUAUGUGAUUGAAGUUGGGUUAUUUCUGAAGAAUAAUGUAACACAAUACAUACAGCAGGUAUAGGAUACUGAACCGCCUUAUUCGAACUGAUGUCAGCAAUAGAAAAUGUACUUUUAAUUUUUCUCUGUAAUUCACCCAGUAUAUUUUUGAUCAUCUAAAAACUGCGUUCUUUGUUCUAAGUAAUAGUAGUAAUCACUAUCUUGUCUUGAGAAGCAUAUUAAGAUUAAAUUUGUAAAACCAGUCAUUAUGUGAAUUUUUUUUUUUUUUUUUAUUCUCUUGUGAAAGCUUCCUAAAUAUACAAAGAACAUUGUGGUUUAUCUAUUUCUUUCUUUUACAUUCUUGUAGUAUUUUCACUUAUAAGAUUUUUAAGUUUCACAUAACAUUACAUUUUAUUGUGUUAUAAUUAUUUUUUUAUUUUUUUUAUUUUAGUGUCCCAAAAAAUUGCAAUCUGGUACAAGUUGUCUAUUGGCUUUUAUUACUCAGGCUCAAGCUCAAUCUUACAAAUGUUUUCAAAAAUGGAAAACAUUUGUAUAGCUAAAAUAUUCUAAGUGAUCAAAUACUUUAUUGCAGCGGCAUUAGCCACUUAAUAUGAGUUUUUAAAUGUGCUUUUUUUUUUUUUUUCAUAACAUUGUCUUUUUUA
Messenger RNA from Periophthalmus magnuspinnatus, 2664 nucleotides. It is a transcript of the gene atf5a, whose product is annotated as activating transcription factor 5a. The transcript has 4 exons. The record is from RefSeq and is a predicted model, not a curated record. Gene Ontology annotation, biological process: regulation of transcription by RNA polymerase II. Gene Ontology annotation, cellular component: nucleus. Lineage: Eukaryota; Metazoa; Chordata; Actinopteri; Gobiiformes; Gobiidae. Bases 291 to 1799 code for a protein of 502 amino acids. Gene Ontology annotation, molecular function: RNA polymerase II transcription regulatory region sequence-specific DNA binding; DNA-binding transcription activator activity, RNA polymerase II-specific.